Saccharomycopsis crataegensis is the source of this 684-nucleotide messenger RNA. RefSeq names its product DNA-directed RNA polymerase III subunit RPC17 (gene RPC17). The record is from RefSeq and is a predicted model, not a curated record. NCBI's taxonomy places the organism in Eukaryota, Fungi, Ascomycota, Saccharomycetes, Ascoideales, Saccharomycopsidaceae. Gene Ontology annotation, biological process: transcription initiation at RNA polymerase III promoter. Gene Ontology annotation, cellular component: RNA polymerase III complex. Bases 1 to 684 code for a protein of 227 amino acids. Gene Ontology annotation, molecular function: nucleotide binding. The transcript has 2 exons.
AUGGAGAUCCUCGAAACAAGAAAUAAAUUCAUUACGAAUGAAGAGGUUUUCAAGCAUAUCAAAUCUACCAGAUAUGAGUUUCUUAAACCUCCAAAGAAAAACUACCACAAAAUGAAUAACACGAUGUUUGAAUAUGAAAUCCUUACCAAGAAACUCAUGGCUUAUUUCAAGAAAACCCCUUGUAACCAUCAGAAUCUUGAAACCGUGAAGAAGUAUGUCACUAAAGAGUUAUCGAAAUAUGAAUUAGAAGUGAUUGAAAAAUUCCAGAUCGUCAACCUUGUGCCUAAAAGUACUGUCAAUCUUUACAGUAUUGUGGAAGAAUGUGAUGCGAGAUUUUCUGAGGAACAAUGUGAGAACAUCAUCAGUAGUUUGAGAGAAUAUUUCCCAGACGAAUUCAAAGAUGUUGAGGAAGGUGGUGAAGCUGAUGAAGAAGCAGGAAAUAAUGUGGAUGCAGAUGGAGAUGAGCAUAUGGCUGAUGUUGAGCAAGAUCCUGAAGAAGUGCAGAUUGAAAAAGAACAAAAGGAACAAGUGCAAGAGAAACAACAAGAGGAACAGGAGCAAGAGGAAGAAGAAGAGGAAGAAGAGGAAGAAGAAGGAGAUAUGGAUCGCGACGAUGAGUUGGUCAAUGGUGGUACUCAUGUUGUAGAGGACUAUGAGGGUGGUGGUAAUGGAGACGAUGAUUGA